This is a messenger RNA of Naegleria gruberi, 1953 nucleotides long. Its product is annotated as FAD linked oxidase. The transcript has 2 exons. The record is from RefSeq and is a predicted model, not a curated record. NCBI's taxonomy places the organism in Eukaryota, Heterolobosea, Eutetramitea, Acrasida, Naegleriidae. Gene Ontology annotation, molecular function: oxidoreductase activity; FAD binding. The coding region runs from base 1 to 1929 and encodes 642 amino acids.
AUGUCUCGACUCCGAUAUCAGCUGAUUAUCUCUGCUGUUGUGUUGUUUAUUGUUGAAUGUAUCUUGUUGUUGGAUCCGAUCACGGCCAUUAGUCAUGUGUCGAAUAUUCCCUAUCACGAACUGACUGCAAAAUUGAAAGGUCAAUUAAUUAGUAGUACUGAAUCGAAUUCACAACUUGCACAUUUGUAUAAUGAAUCAAUUUAUAUCGAUAAUGGUUCGUAUCAGAUUAGACCUCGUGUGGUAGUAUUGCCAUUGGAUGUACGUGAUGUGCAGGAAACUGUCAAAUUUGCAUCCAAAUAUCAAGUGCAAUUUAGUGCUAAAUGUGGUGGACAUUCAGCUGUUGGUUAUUCAUUGAAUCCUGAACUUGUGUUGGAUAUGAGAUAUUUCAACAAGACACAAGUUAUCGAUACCGUGAAUGGAAUUGCUUAUAUUGAAGCUGGAUUGCAAUGGAAUACAAUUUAUCCAGCCUUGGCUCCAUUUGUUCCUGUUGCUGGAACUUGUCCACAUGUUGGAGUUUCAGGAUUUACUUUGGGAGGAGGCUAUUCCAUGUUGUCUCGUUCCUAUGGAUUGGGAAGUGAUCAAGUUAUUGAAUUUGAUGUGGUCUUGGCAAAUGGUGACUAUGUUCAUGUGAAUAAUAAUUCAUAUCCUGAUUUAUAUUGGGCUCUCAGAGGUGGAGGUGGUGGUAAUUUUGGAGUAAUGACUGCCAUAAAGACAAGAGUUUACCAAUCGAAACCAAUCAUGACCUCACAAAUAUGUUGGACUUUUGAACAAUCGCUUAAUGUAUUGCAAUUCUAUAAUCACUGGACUCAAUCAAUUCCAAAGGAGAUGACUGCUUAUGGUCUCUUCUUCCAAGUCCCUAAUAUUUUACAAGAUCAAUUCUGUUUGACUUUUGUUUACAAUGGAGAUUUUGCAGAGGGAACAAGAUUGAUUGAACCAUUCCUCUCAAUGAAUGGAAUUUUGAGUUUCCACAAAAAGCAAACAUUCCCAGAAUUUAUGAAAACCUUCUCAUCUGGCACUACUGAUAUUAAGAAUAGAUAUGGUAUUGUCAAGUCUGGCCUGGUUAAUUUGGGAAAUUUCAAUGGUGACUUUGUUGCAACCAUUUACAAAUAUGUCAAGAAUAGACCAUCAAAGCAUUCUAUGGUUAUCUUUUCUCAUGUUGGUGGCAGAGUUCGUGAAAUUCCUCUCGAGUCCACUGCAUUCUAUAGAAGAAAUGCUGAAUUUACCUUUGAGUUUAAGGCAAUUUUUGAUAGGAAGGAAGAACAUACAACAAAUUCUAAAUGGAUUGAAGAAUUUUACUCCAAAGUCAAGUACAAUUUCGAUGGUGCUUACGUUAACUAUAUUGAUGACAAGUUACCAAAUUGGAAGAGUGAAUAUUAUGGAGAUUUCUACAAUAGAUUAUUGGAAAUCAAGAGAAAGUAUGAUCCAAGCAACUUUUUCAAUUUUAAACAAAGUAUUGGUUCCAAUUAUGAUAUUGCCAAAGAGAGUUCCAAAUUGAUUCACAUUGAUAACUCCAACAAACAAAGUGUUAAAUCCACAAGAGAUGAGGAAAUUAUCAAGCGAGUUCAUCUCUUCCAGAAAGGACAAGUUGAAAGAGACAUUCCACUAUUGGAUAGUUUGUUUGCCAUCGAUUCACAGGUCAAUAUUCCAAUAGGAUCCAAUAAUGUGAAGGGUAAGAAACAAAUCAUUGACAACUUUGCAAGCUUCUUUGAUACUUUAGUCAACAUCACAGAGGAUAUUACAAGUAAGAUUGAAGUCAAUAAUUUAUAUGCUGGUUUCUCAAAGAACAUUUCUCAAUUCAACAAGAAAGGUUGCCACGUAAAGUAUCGUGUUAUCAAUUGGUUCCAAUUUGAUGAAAAUUUGCUCAUCACUGAGUUCUCUGCCCUCUUCAAUUUGACCCACGUAAUUGAACAAGCUAAUUGCAAGAAAUAAAUCAUCAUCAUCAAUUACUUUCGA